Messenger RNA from Syngnathoides biaculeatus (alligator pipefish), 1801 nucleotides. RefSeq names its product probable flap endonuclease 1 homolog. The transcript is spliced from 10 exons. Gene Ontology annotation, molecular function: DNA binding; magnesium ion binding; 5'-3' exonuclease activity. Lineage: Eukaryota; Metazoa; Chordata; Actinopteri; Syngnathiformes; Syngnathidae. Gene Ontology annotation, cellular component: nucleus. Bases 496 to 1512 code for a protein of 338 amino acids. The record is from RefSeq and is a predicted model, not a curated record.
UAUUAAUCUACAAACUAUUUUAUUUUCCGUUAAAGGGAUGGGCUACGGUGCGUUACAUCUUAGUUCCGAAUUCGAGUUAUAUCACCGCUGAAGGAAUAAAACACCGUCGUUCAACGAAGACAAGACAGUCGGAUUUUGGACGAAUAAAAGAAAAAGAUUGUUUUUUUUUUUAAAAAAAAGAUCAUAAAAUUUCACGGUUAUAAUUUGAAUAGAAUGGCAAAAUCUUCAUCGCACUUCCACAAGUGAUGUCAUUACAUAGUCUGUGUGUGCGUGUUUUUUUUUUCUUUUUAAAGGUACCGUAGUUUCGGUUUCCCACUUGCAUAAGAAAAAUAUGUUGCGAUGGGGAUCACUAAACUAUCAGAGUUGAUCCGAUUUGAAGCUCCCGGCGCGAUUUCUCACAAAGAUGUCAGUGACUACACAGAAUAGUUUCAUUAUUGCUUUUGAGCCUCCGUUCUCUCCAAAGGCAAGGUCAUUGCCUUGGAUACAUCAAUCGUGAUGAACCAGUUCCGGGCUGUAACACCGUCACUGAACCCAUUGACUGGCCUCUUCUUUCGCACUCUGACUCUCCUGGAGCAUGACAUAAAACCCGUGUUUGUGUUUGAUGGAAGACCUCCCGGAGAAAAGUUUGCUGCUCUUCAGAAACGAGCCGAGGCAGCAGGUUGGCGCUCCUUCAUCCAUUUGGGCACAGGAUCACUCCAAACAAAAAAAAGUGUCCAUCUCCUGAAGCUUCUGGGUGUUCCUGUGGUCCAAGCUCCAGGAGACGCUGAGGCCCUUUGCGCUUGGCUGGUGAGGGAAAAGACUGUAGAAGCUGUGGCAUCAGAGGACAUGGACACGUUGCCAUUUGGGGCUCAUGUUUUGAUUCGUCACCUGAAUGCCAAGAAAGACAGUGACAUUGUGGAAUAUUCCUUACCUGUGUUGUUGGAAAAGUUACAACUAACUCACAAAGAGUUUGUUGACCUGUGUAUCUUGCUGGGAUGCGACUACUGCGAUAAGAUAGCAGGACUCGGUCCAAAGAGGGCCCUGACACUCAUCCAGAAGUACCGCACCAUCGAAAAUGUUAUUUUGCACAUCAACAAAAUGACCUAUCCGGUGCCAAAUAACUGGAAAUACAAAGAGGCUCGGAAGUUAUUUUUGGAUGCACCGCACGCCGAAACACCCGAGUUGGUGUGGACUGAGCCAGAUGAAGAAGCUUUGGUUGAGUUCUUCUGCCGCUGCACAUAUGUCAAGUACAUAUUCAUUUGUAGUAUUUUGGAUGUGAGUCCCUCCCUUUUUCACAGCUACCCACUCGAUGACUGUAUUGGGGUCUUUAGGGAGGAAAGAAUCCGUCAUCGCAUGGCGAGAUUCCGACACAUUCGGGAGAGUAAGCGACAACAAAGGGAAAAGGAGAUGGCAAAAGGACACUGCACUCAAACUCGAAUGGAUGACUUUUUCAGAGUGCUUAGAAAGAGGGAGCAGACUGUUGAACCCGGGGACUGUGGAGACAGCAACAGAAAGAAACACAAAUCAAAAUGACACCAUCAAACAUGAAUGGACUUUAAUUGUACACCUUUAUGCCUUUACAGAACUGUCACAAUCAUGUGUAACCAAUUAAUUUUUUUAAUGCAAACAAAAAAACAAUGUGCAACCUUUGUUUUCCUAACGUAACAAAAUGUUUAUUUUUAAUGUAUUGUAAGGCAACUAUUUCACUGAUUGAAUUACUUUUGUUAUCAUGCUCUUUGAAACACUUUCUAAAAGUUGUUGAUUAUUUAAGUAAAAAAAUGAUAAUCUUGAAAAAAAUUAUAAAUUUAGGUUUCUUGUUCUG